This is a messenger RNA of Drosophila obscura, 3492 nucleotides long. RefSeq names its product AP-3 complex subunit delta (gene garnet). NCBI's taxonomy places the organism in Eukaryota, Metazoa, Arthropoda, Insecta, Diptera, Drosophilidae. Gene Ontology annotation, biological process: anterograde synaptic vesicle transport; synaptic vesicle membrane organization; synaptic vesicle budding from endosome. The record is from RefSeq and is a predicted model, not a curated record. Bases 172 to 3423 code for a protein of 1083 amino acids. The transcript is spliced from 13 exons. Gene Ontology annotation, cellular component: terminal bouton; endosome membrane; presynaptic endosome.
GCAGCCCUAGCAGCAAUUUUUGCAAGUGCAGAAAAAAAGAAAACAAAAUAGAAAAAGACGGAAGUGUGCUGCCGGUGACAGAAUUGCCAAUAUAUAUAUAAUAAAAUCAGUGUCUGCUGCUGGCCCUAUACAGUUAAAAUUGCAACCAAACGAUAGCAGCACACCACGAAUAUGGCAUUAAAAAAAGUGAAGGGAAAUUUUGAGCGUAUGUUUGAUAAAAACUUAACAGAUCUGGUGCGCGGCAUAAGGAACAACAAGGAUAAUGAGGCCAAAUACAUAUCGACAUGCAUUGAGGAGAUCAAACAGGAGCUGCGACAGGACAAUAUCAGCGUCAAAUGCAAUGCCGUGGCCAAGCUGACCUACAUACAAAUGCUUGGCUACGACAUCUCCUGGGCAGGCUUCAACAUCAUCGAGGUGAUGAGUUCGUCACGUUUUACCUGCAAGCGUAUCGGCUAUCUGGCAGCCAGUCAGUGCUUUCAUCCCGAUAGCGAGCUGCUCAUGCUGACGACGAACAUGAUACGCAAGGAUCUCAAUUCACAGAAUCAGUAUGACGCUGGUGUGGCGUUAAGCGGCCUAAGUUGUUUCAUAUCGCCCGAUUUGUCACGCGAUUUGGCCAAUGAUAUUAUGACACUGAUGAGCUCUACGAAACCUUAUCUGCGCAUGAAAGCCGUCCUAAUGAUGUAUAAAGUAUUUCUACGCUACCCCGAAGCACUGCGACCUGCCUUUCCAAAACUCAAAGAGAAACUGGAAGAUCCCGAUCCAGGUGUUCAAUCGGCUGCCGUGAAUGUCAUUUGUGAAUUAGCGCGUAAGAAUCCAAAAAACUAUUUACCUUUGGCGCCAAUCUUCUUCAAGCUGAUGACCACAUCGACCAACAAUUGGAUGCUGAUCAAGAUCAUAAAGCUGUUCGCGAGCCUCACGACAAUUGAACCGGCGCUGGGACGCAAAUUGACUCAGCCCCUAAUCGAAAUUAUUUCCAGCACCUCGGCGAUGAGUCUUUUGUAUGAAUGCAUAAACACGGUGAUAGCGGUGCUCAUCAGCAUCAGCAGUGGCAUGCCCAACCACAGUGCCUCCAUACAGCUUUGUGUGCAAAAGUUGCGCAUACUCAUCGAAGAUUCCGAUCAGAAUUUAAAAUAUCUGGGGCUGCUGGCCAUGUCCAAGAUCUUGAAGACUCAUCCGAAGAGCGUGCAGGCGCACAAAGAUCUAAUAUUGGCGUGCCUGGACGACAAGGAUGAGUCGAUACGGCUGCGUGCCUUGGAUCUGCUGUAUGGCAUGGUCUCCAAAAAGAAUCUCAUGGAGAUUGUGAAGCGUCUGCUCGGUCACAUGGAGCGUGCCGAAGGCUCUGCCUAUCGCGAUGAGCUGCUCUACAAGGUGAUCGAGAUCUGUGGCCAGAGUUCCUAUCUGUAUGUGACGAAUUUCGAAUGGUAUCUGACGGUGCUCGUUGAACUGAUCCAAUUGGAGGCGGGCUCACGGCACGGCCGAUUGAUAGCCGAACAGCUGCUGGAUGUGGCCAUCCGUGUGCCGGUUGUACGUCAAUUUGCUGUGAACGAGAUGACCAAUCUGCUGGACACAUUCACAGUGUCGGCCCAGAGCAAUUCCAUGUACGAGGUGCUCUAUGCGGCCGCCUGGAUUGUUGGCGAGUUUGCCGGCGAACUGGAGGACGCCGAGAAGACGUUGAAUAUACUGCUGCGUCCGCGGCAGCUGCCCGGCCACAUACAGGGCGUCUAUGUGCAAAAUGUGAUUAAAUUGUUUGCCCGCCUGGCAACCACAUGCCUGGAACUGCAGGAUCUGCCGGGCAUUGUUCGACUCUGCGAUCAUGUCUUGGACAAGCUGCAGCAUUUCAACGGCUCCAGCGACAUUGAGGUGCAGGAGCGAGCCAGCUCCGCUUGCAUGCUCAUCGAAAUGCUGCGCAGUCAGCUGACAGCGACAGUGGCAGAGACAGAGACGGCGACGGCGACAAUGACAGAUGAAUCAUCCAUGGGCAUGGAGACAGCCGAGAGCGGCGGUGGCGGCGGCGGCGGCGGCAUACCAACGCUGGCCAUUGAGAUUGUGCAGGAGAUGACGCUGCUUUUUGCUGGGGAACUGAUACCAGUGGCGCCCAAGGCACAGCGAAAGGUGCCGCUGCCGGAUGGCCUGGAUUUGGAUGAAUGGAUCAAUGCCCCACCGCCGGAGGAUAAUCCGAGCAGCUCCUCCUCGGAGCAUGACAAGGAGGAGCUGUUUGUGAGUGCCGCCCAAGCGGCAGGAGCAGGAGCGGGUCACGAUGCCAGCCAUGCUGGAGCGGGCAAGCGACGCAAGAGCCUCGAGCUAACGCCCGAACAAAUGGAGCGACAGCGCCUGGCCCGUCUCAUCGAGCAGUCGAAUAAUCCGCAUUACCUGAAAUCAACGAAUGCCUCCGCCUCCGGCUCGGCUGGAGGGGCAUCGUCGAAUGCGGAUCAAUAUGACAACAUAGACGAUAUACCCAUAACGGAGCUGCCCCUGGAUAUGGAGGGGGUGGCGGCACUGCGUGUGGGCGUGACUAAGCGCUCGGAUAAGUAUCUGCAGGAUCAACAGGCAGCGGCGGCCUUGCAGGGCGGCGGUGCGGGCAAAGAUGGCAAAAAGAAGCAUAAAAAGAGUAAAAAGAGCAAAAAGGCUAAAAACAAAGUGGCCUACAACAGCAGCUCCGAAUCGGAUGGCGAACCGAAACCCUUGCACAUUGUCAACACCACACUGGACAUGCCCGAGGGUGUGUCGCUAUCAGACAGCGAGGACAAGGAUGGCAAAUACGAUCCCAAUGAUCCACACAGAGCUUUGGACAUUGAACUGGAUAUAGCGGACUUUGAGGCGCCUGCGGCCAGCAAAUCAGCGUCCAAAAAGUCCAAGGAGGGCAAAGAGAAUCUCAAGGUGCCAGCGGAAACAGCGACGAACAGCAGCUCCAAAAAAGAAAAGAAAAAGGACAAGGACAAGUCGAGGGAGCAUAAGCGAGAGCGCAAGGCGCCUGCUCAGCCCAUGGUCGUUGAUCUAAUCGAUGCCGAUACACCCACGCCCAGUCCCAAGCAUGCUCCUGCCGCCAACGCCACCGCCACCAACGACAACGCCUCCAACAACACUUCAAGAGCUGUCCUUCCAGAUGCAACAUCCGAGGAGCAUCACAAGCAGCAUAAAAAGAAGAGAAACAAGGAGAAAUCCAAGGAGACGGCAGCGGUAACAGCGGUAACAGCAGUAGCAGCAAGCGGCAGCAUCAUCGAUGUGGAGAAUGAUGCCAGCGCGCUGAUGGCGUCCAAGACGCACAAGAAGAAGCAUAAAAAGGAGAAAUCUCGACGAAAGGAAAAGCAGGAAGAAUCAGCAAACGCAACCGCAACCGCAACUGAAGCCGUAUCCGCGUCCGUGUCGGCAGCCGACUAUGAACAGCCACUGGGAAUCUCAACGCCCAGCAAAGAGAUUUUUUAAAUGUUUAAGAUCUAAGUUCCAUUAUUAUUAUUAUUAUAAUUGUAGCUAUUAUAUACAUAUAUCUACUAU